This is a messenger RNA of Schistosoma intercalatum, 5947 nucleotides long. The record is from the annotation of a GenBank genome assembly. Lineage: Eukaryota; Metazoa; Platyhelminthes; Trematoda; Strigeidida; Schistosomatidae.
GUAUUCCUAUGCGUAAUUGUUUAUAAAUAUUUGUUACAUACUACUUAUUAUUCAGUAUAAUAUUUCGUUUCUAACUUGCUUCAUUUCUGUAAAACUAAUUAAAAUAACACUAUUAUUGUUAUCAUUAACAAACAUUACACGUAUUGAAAUGUAAUGUUCAUGGAAGUAUUUUUACAGUUAUUGAUUUAUUCAUUGAACAUUAUUAGACCUACUGUUUACAUACCUUUUUUAUGAUGACUUAUAAAAACAAGUGAUUAAUACAUUGUUCAUGUCUAUCGCAAUGUAUCAUCAAUUUAUGUCAGUAAAUGGUUUACAAUUUCAUUAAAUAAUUAUGACAAUAUAAGGCGUCAUGUGGAAGAAAUGUUGUACUAUAAGCUGUAUAAAAUGUAGUGAUCAUCAUCAUCAUCAUCAUUCUCAACCGAAAUUAAAUCAGAAGAAUACAUCGAAAUCGAAAACAAUUAAGCAUCCUUCAACAAAUUCAGAACAUAGUCGGUCUUUAUUAUUAGUGAAUUCUUCAAAUACAAAACAUGCAGAAAAUAAUUAUAAUGUAAAUUCAAAAUGUGAUCAUUUGACCACUUCUAUGACCACCAGUAGAGAUUAUCAAGUGGAGACUCAGAAUAUGGUAGACGAUAGUGAUCGUAGAAGCAUGAUGACAACAGUAACUACUACUCACACUACAACAACAACCGGUGUGGCUACUAUAUCUACUCCUACUUCCAUUAAUAGCAUAACAACUUCAGAUUUAAGUAAAAUAACUUUAUAUCAACCUGGAUCUAACGGUAAAUAUAGUCAGCAUUCAUCACAGAUUAAUCCAAUGAAUAAAAACACUGUAAAUAUCACUACUACUUCUGCCAUUACUGCUGAUACCAACGAUAGAAAUAAUGGCGAUACUCAUGGAUCAAAAGAUAAUAGUCUGGCCCCCCUCAUGUUGUCUACUAUAACUAGUUCAUCUGUAAUAAUGCGUCCAGGUAAACAAUUAGAAUCUUUUGUACACAGAAUUGAAAAAGAUGAGGAAGGCACUAGGCCAUUUAACCAGUUGUUUAGGCGAUCUGUUUCAAAUAUACAUUUCACAACGAAUAAUCAUGCUUAUUCUCACUGUAAUCAUCAUAAUUCUCCUACAUUUUUUUUACCACGUACAUCAACUGAUCCAAAUACAUCAACAUCAAAUGGUUUAUAUUCGAUCACAAAUAAUUCAUUUGAAUCACAAUUAAUGAAUAAAAAAAUUCCUAUACGUAGAGGAUCGAUGAUUGUUAGAUUGGGUCGAUCUAGUACAGGUGGGGCAACUGUUGCAACUAGUACCAGUUCACCAAGUACAAAUGGAAUAACUGGAGUCUUACCAGAUUCAUCCGUUGAAGGUGUGAUUGUGACACCAUUUGCUCAAGUGCUUGUUAGUAUGCAACGAAUACGGAAUGCAUUUAUCAGGUUGACCGCUGCUCAAGUAUCAAAUAGAUAUAACAUCACAACCGUAUUUGAUUCGGUUCCAACUGGCAGUCUAGCACCAGAUAGUAGUGAUUAUAAAAUAAUCGCAAAUGAAACACUUGAAGAAUUGGAAUGGUGUCUCAAACAAUUGGAAAAUAUUCAGACAAAAAGGCCUGUCUCUGAUAUGGCUUUUUCAAAAUUUAAACGUUUACUCAACAAAGAGUUGAAUAGUUUUGGUGAAGCUGAUAAGUCUAGACAUCAAAUAUCUGCCUAUAUUUGUGAAACAUUUUUAGAAACUGAAAAAGACGUUGAAACCAAUGAAGAGAUUGAUUCUAUGCUGGAAAGACGACGUAGUAGUGGUCAGUCGCACAAUUCAACCAGUGGACAAGAUACAAAUACUACAAGUAAAAGACAGUCUUCAGGAACUUGUGAUCCAAAUGCUAAUGUGACCAAUACAAGGACACCGGAUACUUCUUCUUCCUUUUCCUCAUCAGUUAUAAAGACAAGAUUAGGAUCAACUGGAAGUAUGUCAACUGAAUCUCGUAAAAGCGCUCAACUAAAUGAUUCUAGUGGUUUGUUAACAACAAAAUUGUCAUCCAGUUCAAAGUCAACGAGUCAAAAUGUAGACGAUGGUAAUGGGCCAUACCUACCAAUUCAUGGAGUUGAAACGCCCAAUGAUAAUGAGUUAGAGGAAAGAUUCUCGCAGUGUUUGGAUGAAUGGGGUUUAGACAUCUUUGAAAUUGAUCGACUGUCUAAUGGACAUGCCCUUACAACAGUUGCUUAUAGAAUAUUUCAGAAACGUGAUUUACUCAAAACAUUUUGUAUUGAUCCUCGUGUUUUUGUACGUUAUCUGUUAAGAGUUGAAUCAACUUACCAUGCUGAUGUUCCUUAUCAUAACUCAAUGCAUGCAGCCGAUGUUCUUCAAACAGCACAUUUUUUGUUACAAGCGGAAGCAUUAGACGAUGUUUUCAGUGACUUGGAAAUUCUAGCUGUUCUGUUUGCCGCAGCUAUACAUGACGUAGAUCAUCCUGGAGUAACUAAUCAAUUUCUAAUCAAUACUGGUCAUGAAUUGGCUUUACAAUAUAAUGAUGCAUCCGUUCUGGAAAAUCAUCAUCUUUAUAUGGCAUUUAAAAUUCUAACCGAAAAAGACUGUGAUAUAUUUGCUAAUUUAGGUGGAAAAAAACGUCAAACUUUACGUAGAAUGGUUAUAGAAUUGGUGUUAGCAACAGAUAUGUCUAAGCAUAUGAGUUUAUUAGCUGAUUUAAGAACAAUGGUUGAAACUAAAAAAGUUUCUGGAUCCGGUAUGUUGAAUUUGGACAAUUAUGCUGAUCGUAUACAGAUAUUACAAAAUAUGAUUCAUUGUGCUGAUCUUAGUAAUCCAGCUAAACCAUUACGAUUAUAUCGUAAAUGGACUGGACGUUUAAUUGAGGAAUUUUUCAGACAGGGGGAUAAAGAAAGAAAGCUAUCAUUGGAAAUUAGCCCAAUGUGUGAUCGUGAAUCUGUAGAAGUUGAAAAAUCUCAGGUAGGUUGUUAAUUCUUGUGUGUACAAAUUCUUUAUGUUUUUAACCGUGUAAAUGAGCAAUAAUAAAUUUGUUUUAUAAGGGCAAUGACAUUAAUAGUUUGAUAGUUAACUCACAAGGUAGCUUUUGUCCUCUAUAAUCACGAAUUCAGAUCCUACUCCACCUAACUCUAUCACGAUAACUGGGUAAUAUCACUAGCUGUCAUUCCCGUAGUACUUCUCAUAGACCGAUAUAUUUAUUUAUACUUCACAAUUGAGUUCUAAUCAAUUUUUAUGUAGAAAUAUUUUCCUUGUAACGAAAACCAUAUCAAUGCUUGAUACUCAUAAGCAAUACUAUAAGUUCUGAAUAUUCAUGACAGAUAUUACUGAAAACUGCAUAAAGUGUUUUUUAUUAACAUUAACUUGUAAAGAAGAAUAUUAUCUGGUUUUAAUGUUUGUUAUUUUAAGAAUAUUUUGUGCUUCUCUCCUUGUCCAACAAUGUGACUGAUCUCUCUUCACUAACGAAUUAUGAUUGUGUAGUUUCUAUGUUGAUUUUUUUAGUAAACUAUUACAUCACAUUGAAAGCUUGAUUGUUUUUCCGAAAAUAAUAACAGUAUGUACAGUAAAUUGUCUUAGUUACAUAGAUAGUAUCAUUAUUAGUGUUAUUCGGAACACCAUUGUUGAUUAUUUCUAUAGAUAUGUUUAGUAAAUUAUUAUUACAACCCAUAAAAUAUUCCGACAUGAUUGAUAGUGUAGGUGUAAAUAUUUAGUGCAAUAGAUAAUGACAAUUAUGUUUCCCACUGACGAGUUACGUGCUCAUGUACUUCUCUUUGAGCCGCAGUGUUUAUACAAAGAUUAAUAAUAAAACUACCUAGCUCCUCAAACAGAUUAUGUGAGAGAAGGGUUUGAACCCGGAAUCUAUUUGUUAAAAAUGAGCCAUUUCCUUACCGACUAGAAUAACAUAAUCAAAUGUGAUGUCAUUUUGUGGAGUGGCAAUCAUGGAGGUUUUUUUACUAGUUAAAACGAUCAACCGAGUGGACUACCAACUUCUUUUCAGGAGAGAAAAGUGUUAAUUUAUAGACUAAUAAUUGUGUCUAUACUGUUAUCGUUAAUAAUUAGCUUUCUAGCAGUGAAAUUGAAGGAGAACUAGUGUCAAGAACAACCGAUUCGCCUGAUUGCAGUUGACAGAAGACUGACUAAGUGGAGAAUAUCAGAACUGCCCAGAACUAUUUUAACAAACACAACAGUAUUAUUUUCAAACGCCAAAAUCCAAAUAAAUAAUAUUUCCAAAUGUUGCAAGUCAGGUGCCAGAUACCUAAAUUCUAUAAAGUUUAAUUUUAGCAAAGAAGCUUCGUAAUACAAUGAUCCAGAUCAACCACCAAGUAAUUAUGGCUACCCGAGAUUGUCAGGACAAAGAUUAACAAAUUUACAAUCAUUUUGUCUUCAAAUGGAGUUUAUUAAAAUACAUGUCCAUGAUUUGGUUAGAGAUCAAAAGGCUAUCAGUUCCCUGAUGAUUGACAAAUCUAUAUCCGUUGGUUCAUAUUUUCGAUUUCAUAUAGUUUUUGAUAUAGAGCAGAGAUCAUCCAAUUCAAUUUGUGCCAAGUCUCUCACACCUGAUGUAGUUUAAUUUUGUUUUGUAAACGUCUUGAACAUCACAAACUCAUUUCUAAAUUAGUUACUAAUUAAUAUAUGAUUACAGUUUGUUUUGAAAGUUAUGAAAGUUUUGUCUAAUUUUCGUCACAGAUUGACAACUUUUGAAGUAUUAUUUAUCAGCAAUAAAACUUCAUAUUUACCUAGAUAACCAAUGUGCUUAAGUCAGUUAAUCAGAACGAUUAUCUAGUAACAGUGUUUUACUGAACGAACAGAAAAUUGUCAUAAAAGAAAACAGAAUUAUUUUUAACUUCUUAGUUAUGAAGUACAACUGAGAAACAAUAAGAAGUUUCAGUUAAUAUAAUGAGUCAAUAUUGAACAUAACAAUAUCGAACUAUUUUGUGUUAGUUUCUGUGUUUCAUAGAAUGAAACUUUGUCAAACUCAUAAAAUAACAUUAUUUCUAAGACUUAAUACAAUGCAAUAAAAUGAUGUUGUGGUGUGCGCUCCUUAUGCGGACAGACAUAAGUACUAUAUAGCAGGAAUUGGGAGUGGAAUGCUUACCAGCAGGAUAUUAUGUACAGAGAAGAGGAAGGAAAACAGUUAGCAAACGGAAUAACAAGAGAAUUAGAAGAAUGAUGAAGUACGUAAAGGACAACUGAAAGAUGUGUAGAUGAUAUAUAUAAUGUUUGAUUUUCAUAAUUUAUAAAGGCGCUGUGUAAUUUUGCAUUAAAAUAUAAAUUGGUUUACAUCAUCAAGUUUUUAUUCUCUACAAAAUGAAUUACAAGGCUACAGUUAGUGUUUUUUAAAGCCUAAAAUAUUUAAAUGGAAUAUGCGGAAUAGCCACUGCAUUUGUAAUUAUUUUAAAUAAUUGAAUUCCAAUGUAAAAACUGAUUAAUGAUAUACAUACUUUCAAUGAAAAUGAUGUAGUACAAUUAUUUCACAUUUUUCAACGCUACUCGAUUUAUUGUAUAAUUUCAAUUGAGAUCAUGAACCAAUCAAUGUUAAACCACCAAUGAAAACGUGAAAGCACUUGAUGGUCGUUUUGCCUUAGUAUAGGACUCCUCAACAAUGUGUAUUCGUACUAGAACAAAACAGCCAUUUAGAGCUUCCAGGUUUUCAAUGGUGACUUAACAUUCAUCGGUUCAUGAUCUCAAUUAAAACUCAACAAUCUCCACAAUCCCAUAGUGAUAAUAUAAUAAUUGUCGCAUCCCAAUCACCGAAUAAACAAUUGAUAGAUAUUUGAUUUGCAAUCUAUAAAUAAUUUCAAGUUCAUUCUGAACUCUACACCGAACUAUUAUGAAACACUUUGUUCAAGUUCAAAUGAAAAUCUUUACAAAGUUCCACUUUAUGUGUUACCAUAAUUUCCUCCUUUAAAACCUUCUUUUUUACAAUAUCUAUCCUAUUUUUUCUAUUUUUAGGUUAGUUUCAUUGAUUUUGUG